Messenger RNA from Sinocyclocheilus grahami, 991 nucleotides. RefSeq names its product ADP-ribosylation factor-like protein 5B. The record is from RefSeq and is a predicted model, not a curated record. Bases 477 to 797 code for a protein of 106 amino acids. The transcript is spliced from 4 exons. Gene Ontology annotation, molecular function: GTPase activity; GTP binding. Lineage: Eukaryota; Metazoa; Chordata; Actinopteri; Cypriniformes; Cyprinidae.
UGUGUGUGUGUGUGUGUGUCUGUGUGUGUCUGUGUGUGUCCACAAGAGAGAGUGAGCUCUUAUUAUUUAUCCAGGAGCAGCACCGCACACGCGCGCAGCUCUGUGUGCCUCAAGUUUACUCCCUUGAGCUCUUCCCGAGCAUUUAUUACACGCGUGUAACCAGACAAAGGGAGCGGAUGUGUGUUUUUUGUCCAUGAGGAAAAUGUGGAUGAGGUCAGAGCGAUCUGGGAAGUAAAGAGGCUUGUGUUUGGAGAGAGAUGUAUCCGCCGCACACUUGAUCUGACCACACAAAAGAAGAAGAGGUGCUCUGGAGCUGCUUACCUGUGCGUGAACACACCGUGGACAGACGGAGGCAUGUGCUGUGUUCCCGUAGCCGCAUGGGGUUUAUGAAGAAAUAACGGCUUCACGGACAGCUGCUGUAGGCCUCACCGCUAAACUCAGCCUCACUGGACACGGUCUCUCACCCACCAGGAGAAAUGGGUCUAAUUUUCGCCAAACUAUGGAGUUUCUUUUGUAAUCAAGAACACAAGGUGAUUAUUGUGGGGCUGGACAACGCUGGGAAAACCACUAUACUUUAUCAGUUUUUAAUGAAUGAGGUGGUGCACACGUCUCCUACAAUUGGCAGCAAUGUGGAGGAAAUAGUGGUGAAGAAAACCCACUUUCUGAUGUGGGAUAUUGGUGGUCAGGAGAGUCUCCGCUCUUCUUGGAACACGUACUACUCCAACACUGAGAGACCUCAUAGAUUGGACAGGCAAUCCUUGGCGAAAGAUAUAAUGGGUUGGGAACAUGACAGUUGACUUGAAUCCGCAUCUCCCAAAUGAGCAUGUUUAAAUUUUAUUUGUACAGCACUUUUUACAGUACACAUUGUUCGAAUGCCACUUUACAGAAAAAAAUAGAAGAGAAAUCUUUUUAUCUCGCUUUGAAAUAUCUUAUUCUCACUAAGGAUGCAUUUAUUUGAUAAAACAGUAAAAACAAUAAAUUGUGAAAAAAU